AAUAACGCACACACACACACGCACUAACACACACACACACACUACAGAUAAUGACUAGAUCUGCAGGUUGUUAUUAUAUUUGUGUAGUGAUUCACUCCCUUGUGCCUCAGUGACCUCGUCAGGUUAUUACACGUUUCACCAGAUUGCUUCAUCACACUCGGCAUGAUGCAAGUGUUGGUUACGUUUGAAGGGUUUACUGGCACAGAACAGACGCUGGCCCUUUAAGAAAUCUGCCCUGAAGUGGGGCGGGAGAAACAUGAGUAAAAUGCCUCGUUGUAGGCUGAGCUCUUCUCUGAACCUUCACGCCAGAAGGUGGAGCUUUUCAUCUGGCAUGAAAUAACAUGUCCUUAUUUAGAGCAAGGCAGACUGUACCAUUUCUCUCCUGAGGAGAACCUUGAGUGAAGUUCUGACCUGCUUUCAGAGAUCAGCUUUAGCUGUAGAACAGUGACGGUGUAACCUGUCUGAUGUUUCCUGUGUAGACGAGCAGACGAUCUGUUACACAAGCGUGUGUUUAGUGUUCCUCUCUCCAGCUCUAUUGUAUUGUCCACGACCCCCCCCUCAGGUUCCAUGUGAAUGGUUCAGCUCGUACCCUCCCUAAGUCUGAUUUAUCUCCACUGCUAGGAAAAUCUCCCCGUGGUGUGUGUGUGUGUGUGUGUGUGAAGUGUGUAAGCUUCUGCUCGAUAACCGAACGGAACGUAGCAGGAACGUGACCCAAACGCCGUUCUUCUUCUUCUUCUCCUUCCUCCAUUUCCAAUGUGUCUGUGGUUAAGACCAUGGCCUCUCAGUCAGAGGGUAAGAAGAGACUGAAUGCUGACUUUCAGAUGUCUUUCUUCUUGAAAACUUCUGCCCCUGGUGUCGUAGUCGGUCACAUCCUCCUUCUGUAAUCAUCGGGUCAUCAGAGGGAACGUGAUGUGAUCUGUGAACUUGUUCAGCAACAUGAACCGUGAAGACCGGAAUGUUCUACGUAUGAAAGAAAGAGAAAGGAGAAAUCAAGAAAUCCAGCAGGGAGGAGAGGCUUUUCCCGCCACCUCCCCCCUCUUUCCCGAACCUUAUAAAGUGUCCAGCAAGGAAGACAAACUCUCAAGUCGCAUCCAGAGCAUGCUUGGAAAUUACGACGAGAUGAAAGAAACUAUCGGUGAACCUCCCAUGUCCAAACUCCUGGCGAAAGGAUCGAGCUCUUCCACCUCAGAGGAGAAGUCUCUGUACGCUGAGCAGCGAGGUGGAGUCAGCCAGAAUCAGAGCAACAAAUGGACUCCAAUUGGUUCAACUUCUGGAACCUCUUCCUCAUCUUUAUCCAAGUCCCAGAACCGCUCAGGCUCGUCGAAUCAGAGCAGCCACAGCACGAGCCAGCGCGGCGGUGCUAACAGCCAGCGGCACGAGCGUGAGUUUAGUAGCAAGAAGUCCAGUAAACAUGAGCACAAGAGCUCCACGAACUCGAGCGGGCACUCGCGCUCGCUAACGGCCGAGAUUCACACCAAGGAGCGUUACCACUCCAAAUCCCCCAGAGACCGCGAGGCCAACUGGGACUCGCCAUCCAGAGUGCACUCCUCCUCCUCCUCCUCUUCAUCGUCCGCCUUCCCCAGUGGGCAGCACUCAGGCCAGGCUUUUCCUCCCUCGCUCAUGUCCAAGCCCGGCUCCAUGCUGCAGAAGCCCACUGCAUACGUCAGGCCUAUGGACGGUCAGGAGACGGCCGAGCCCAAGACUUCCUCCUCCUCCUCCUCUUCUUCGUCGGAAUCGUAUGGAGGCCAGACGCAUAGCAGCAGCGUCGGAGAGAUGAAGGCCAACAGUAAAGCAUCGCUCACCAAGCUCAAGAUCCCAGCACCAGUAGAGGGAGCUCUGACUGGAGACGUCAGCUGCGUGGAUGAGAUUUUAAAGGAAAUGACCCAGUCUUGGCCCCCCCCACUCACAGCCAUACACACCCCCUGCAAGACUGAGCCUUCAAAGUUUCCUUUCCCAACAAAGGAUGGCCAGCUCACAGGCUUUGGAGGACUCAAAAAAAGUAUCUCAGGAAAAGGUUCAUCUGCUGCACCGCAGACCAAGGCAUGUGAUGGAGACCAGUCCAACACGCUUCAUGAUGACCUCAAACUCAGUAGCAGUGAAGACAGUGAUGCUGAACAGGAGUCUACCAAAAGAAACGCCUCAGCAAGUAAUAAUAACAGUGAAGUAGCUGAGAGAGAGGACUCCAGUAGUCACAGUGGCUCAGAGAGCAGCUCUGGAUCUGAAAGUGAGAGUGAGAGCAGCUCUACAGACAGUGAGGCAAAUGAGCCGCCACGGGCGGCCUCACCUGAGCGAGAACAGCCCCCAGCUAAUAAGUGGCAGUUGGACAACUGGCUUCCUAAGAUGGAGGACCGUGAGAGCAGCACUUCUCGGGGUUACAGUGGCAGUCAGGGGCCCAAAGAAUCCACCCCUGCACCGGGUCGAGACCAGAGGACCACGCAGAAAGGCUCUGAGAGCGGCCGUGGGCGUCAGAAGUCUCCUGCGCAGAGUGCUGAAGGUGGAGCCAGCACCAGUCAGAGACGCUCAGUGGGCAAAAAGCAGCCCAAAAAGACAGAUAAGCCCCCAGUGGCCGAGGAACCUAAAGGUAGCCUGAGGGUGGAGAGCGAGCCUCGAGCUGAGACGCCGCAGCCCCGUGCGAGAGCGCCAAACAAGGGUCCACGCAAACCUGCUGCAAAGAAAGAGCCCAAAAAAGAUGUGCGGGCCCCUCCGGAAAAGCGCAAAUCCAAGCCUCCGGGCAAGCAGAAGUCACGGGAGUUUGUGGAAACGGAGUCAUCGUCAUCCUCUGACUCUGAUGAGGAAGAAGAAGAGAGCGCUCCAUCUUCCUCACACACUCCAAAGUACGCCCCUCAUGUUUUCUCCCCCAUGGAAGAGAAAGACCUUCUCUCACCGCUCAGUGAGUCUGAUGAGAAACUAACAGGCCCCAGGCAGCUGCUCGUCUCGAUCGACCUCAGCCUGCUGAGCCGAGUGCCGGGCCGAGUGUAUAAAGACCCCGAGGUGAAGGUGGAGCGGGAUGCCACCGGUGACAGCAAGGACUUCCUGAAACAGCCAGUGGAAAGUAAAGCAAAUAAAGGCAAGAGGAAACACAAGAAUGAUGACAGCCUGAAACCAGAAAGCAAGAAGUCCAGGACGGAAGAGAAGUCAUCGCACCACAAAGUCAACAAAGAGUCAGCAAAACGUGUGGUGGAUAAGGAUAAAGAACCUGUCCCGUCUCCUUCCCUGACCCUUCAGCGCACACCCAAGUCUGAGCAUCAGGGCCGUAAACGUACGGUCAGUCAGUCAUCCAGCUCGCUGCCCAUCAACACCAAUAGUAAGGAGGCCACCAAGAGCAGCUCCAGCUCCAAACACCGCAAGGGCGAGGAGAAACAGAGCCGCGGCAGCAAAGACACCAAGGAUAAAAGCUCUAAGCCGGAGAAUCAGCUGGCUGCACCUUCUCUCUCCUCAGACAGUACCAAGAGGUCCAAGCUGCACUUUGAGGACCGGGUUCAUUCAGCUGAUCAUUACCUCCAAGAAGCCAAGAAGCUGAAACACAACGCAGACGCUCUGAUGGACAGAUUUGAGAAAGCAGUGUAUUACCUGGAUGCUGUGGUCUCCUUCAUAGAGUGUGGAAAUGCGCUGGAGAAAAGUGCACAGGAAGCCAAGUCCCCUUUCCCCAUGUACGCUGAAACUGUGGAACUCAUUAAGUACACUAUGAAGUUAAAGAGCUAUAUGGCCCCAGACGCUACCUCAGCAGACAAAAGACUGGCAGUGCUGUGUUUGAGAUGUCAGUCUCUCCUCUACCUGAGGCUGUUUAAAUUGAGGAAGGAAAGUGCCCUGAAGUACUCGAAGACACUUACUGAACAUUUGAAGAAUUCAUUGAGUAACACUCAGGCGCCGUCUCCUGGGAUGGGAAAUAAAGCGGUCGGAAUGCCGUCCCCAGUGUCACCCAAAGUAUCUCCAGGCAGCGCAGGCAGUUACUCCUCCAGUAGCUCCUCGAGUCAGAGCGGCAGCUCCUCCGUCACCAUCCCACAGCGCAUACACCAGAUGGCGGCCAGCUACGUGCAGGUCACCUCCAACUUCCUGUUUGCCACUGAGGUGUGGGAGCAGGCCGAGCAACUGGCCCGGGAGCAGAGAGAGUUCUUCAGUGAGCUGGAUAAAGCAAUGGGCCCACUGAUCUUCAACACCAGCACCAUGACUGAACUGGUCCACUACACACGACAAGGUCUCCACUGGCUGCGGCUCGACGCCAAGCUCGUCUCAUAACACUCUCCCUCGUCUCCUUCCUUCUUUUCUCUCCUCUUUUUCUUGCCUUACUCACAUUUAUUUAAUCUGCCUCAGACGUAUCUGUGACACUGUGUCCAUUAUCAACACCAGCUCGCCACCCCCACUCCCCCCCCAACACACACACACGCACACAAUAACAACCGACUGAGCAACACAACACUGAGUGCUAUGGCUAAACUCGCCCCAACUCCACUAGUCUUGUAUGGCGAGGUGACCAAACACCGUGUAGGUCUUCAGCAGAGCGUCGUCAGGCUCGGCGUCUCCUCGCUCGGGAACACAAACAACAAAAGCCAUCUUUAUGCUUAUAUAUAUAUCAUUUAUUGGUUUCGUCUUGUUUUGUUUUUGUUUUAAAUCCUUUCAGCUGUGAACUUUCAACUUUUAUGGAAUCUCAGUUUUUUUUUUUUUAAACCAGCGUACCUCCCUUUAACCAAAGGUGCUUUAAAUACUAAGGGUUUGUCCUUCUCUCUUUCUGUGCCUUGUAUACAACAUACAGGAACAUGUUUGUGCACACGAGCUGCUCGUGGUGGAACCGGGUCGAAUAGUUAGACAGGAAGUGUGUGACAUUGGGCAAGGCUGCGAAUGCUAAUGACUUAAUCUCUAAAGCUAGCAUUCCAUUCAGUGCCCAGAAGCGGGCGUGGCCGAUAACAUGCACGAGAUCUCAUCCGUCUACAGACGCUCGAGUGUGAGGAAUAAGAGCACCUCAGCGAUGACCAAAAGGACCUGAAGCAUCAUCAGUUUGAUUCCCAGAUUCCCCUCAGGCCGCUCCUCCGUCGUUCUCUCUUUUCUUUUCUUUUUCUUUUUUUUUUUUUUUACACUUUUUCUUGGACCUGGACUUUUUUUUUUUCUGGGAUUGUAACAGACUUUUUUCUGCCCGCAUUUAGAUUUCUAGAAGAGUCUCUUUAUCCACAUCAUUCCACCUCUUAAGCACAUGAAUAUUUUAUUACUGCCGCUUCAGUACUACACCGUGUGUGUGUGUGUGUGUGUGUGUGUGUGUGUGUGUGUGUGUGUGUGUGUGAGAUAUACAUGUAUAUAAUUUUUUAUUUUUUUUAUUCAGAUACAGAAAAUUGUCUGUCACAAAAUGACAUUUUCACUCACAGAAUAAUGAAUAAUCUUCUGCUUCUUCACCUUAAAUACAGGGUUGUAUUAUGGGAUGUUUAUGAAAUUGCCAUAUUUAAGUAUUUAAUAUCAGUCUUGGGAUUUUACUUUAUAGUCGAUUGUCUAUAGGAAAUCAUGUAACAGGAAGGAAGCGCAUAUGGAAUAUAUUUAUUACACAUGUACUUUAUAUUUAUAGUUUCUACACACAGUAAUAUUGCAUAUGAAGUCGUUUUGGCCAAAAACAGAAGCAUAAAGGUGUAUUUUUCCGUACAGUUCGGUCUGUGCUGCAGCGUGUAAGCUACAAGGUACAGCGAGGAUCGGUGUUCGUCCCGUCAGUCUGCAGCAUGUUCAAUGCUGGAAAUUUACCAUCUUUUGCACUAGAAUGUUUUUUUAAUCCGUCGGCUCCCUGUUUUUUCUGUAGGGACAAACUGUUAUUUCUUCUUCUGCUCGUUUGGAGAUGAGGAGAAAUCUGUCUAUGCAGAUGUUUUUUAAAGCGUUCUCUCAGUGAACUCUUCAAUCACACCAUCUGUGUGUUAAGUAUUAAACAUCAGCGUUAAUGCGAGACUUUCGCUUCUUCCUUCUGUGUAAUUACACGUACAGAUUCACUGUAGAAGUGUGUAGAUGGUCUACAGGACGACGCACCCAAAGUUCAGUUCUGCGCAAAUUCCUCAGCUUUCUGAUGCAGAGAACUCUGGCUUCAUGGGUUUAAGAGUUAAAUUGCCAAAACGACGAUAAACAUUUAUUAUUAUUAUUAUUAUUAUUAUUAUUAUUAUUAUUACUGGUUCAGUAACCAACAGUGUGCAUUUUUCUGGCUUGGAAAGGAAUGUAGCAUUUUUUUAAUUAUAAUUUCAUCAUAGUUUCAGAAUAUUCUGGAGGAUUCUAAUGUGGACGAGAGCCCAAGAGCUUCAGGUGGAAUUUUAAGACAAUUUUAUAAAUUAGGUUUGAAUUAAAUUCCUGAUGGUUAACGAGCCUAACGAUCAUGAACAGGGUUUUUACUCGUUUACCUAUUUAUCUUGUGCACUACGUUGGUUUGAAGCUGAACUUGAGCUGAUUCACUGCUGUGGCUCUUGGUUUUUUUCCCCUUACUGAUUUUUCCUUUUUAAAGCAACAUCUAAGUCGUUUUAAAAUCCAAUAAGAAUUCACAUGUAACUAUAAACCAGGGUAAAACUUUUUCUGACAUCUACAAAUGAAACACUUGCAUGUUUGUAUUUAAUUGCUAAACUGUAUAAAUGUACAUAUAACAUCUUUUAGGGUAAAUUUUUAUGGCUACACAUUUGUAUGAAGUUGUAAAUAGAAUGUUAAUAUUAGACUCAUUACUGAACUUCUUCCUAUUUUAUUCACACUGUACAUCACGAUUCCCCGUCACAUCCAUGCUGUUGUGUUUGUUUUUCUUUUAUUCUUUAGUUUUUAACCUAACUCUCUCUCCAUACUUUUGCUCAUGGAGAUUUUUAGACUUUGGUCUGUUUUCUGUGAUUCUGAUUGUGGUUGAGUUUUAAAUCCUGUCCAAAUGACAUGUUGAAGUGAAACCUGUAGGACGGCUGUAGCUCGUGUGGUCUUGUCCAGAUGUUUCCAGGCGUUCGUGUACGUUCGGCUGUUCUGUGUCUUCAUGUUGUGCUCAUUUUAGGGUUUAUAAAGUGCAGAUUAUUUCUGCGAAGGUUCUGCAGUCGGUUCAAAUCCAAAUCGGUUUAAAGUAUUGUAGAGUUUGAUCAGAGAAAUUUACAUAUUAUAUAAUGGAUGCAAUAUGCUUUAUGAUUUAAAGGUACGCUCACAAGCCUUGAUUAUCAUGAACUUGUAAUUUAAAAACAAUUUUUUGUGAAGUGAGUAUUACUGAAUACUAAUGGGUUUUCUGAGUCUUUGUAUUUCGCUGUAUUGAGAAUAAAAUAUAUAUGACUAUUGAACUUUA
Messenger RNA from Tachysurus fulvidraco (yellow catfish), 7255 nucleotides. It is a transcript of the gene aff4, whose product is annotated as AF4/FMR2 family, member 4. The record is from RefSeq and is a predicted model, not a curated record. Bases 937 to 4236 code for a protein of 1099 amino acids. The transcript has 20 exons. Gene Ontology annotation, cellular component: super elongation complex; nucleus. Lineage: Eukaryota; Metazoa; Chordata; Actinopteri; Siluriformes; Bagridae. Gene Ontology annotation, biological process: regulation of gene expression.